GACUGUUGAGCCUCGGCGUGUCCUCAGACGUCGCAGGCCGACGCCGCGGCGGUUACGGCGUUGGCGGUUUAUCAGCGCCGCAGACGCGAGAGCCCCUUCCUGCCGAUCAACCCAGGGCUGGUGGCGCUGCAUCCGGUUGGGCUGCAGAAAAGCGCGAGGCCGCAUCAGUCGGGGACGUGAAAUUUGGAGGAGCGAAAACAAUACUUGGUGCUCUGUCCCUAGAAAGGUCACGGCGUCUGAGAGGCGGCUGCUGCUGCUGCUGCUGUGCCUUUGUGCCAUGGACUCUUGUUUUCUCGCCUUCGUCCUCGUUUCUUCCUUUGCGGUACGUUCAUGUCACUUCGUCGGAGAGUGGGACGACGUGGUGGUGGCGAGGGAGGACACGCCCACCACGCUGGUGUGCACCGACACAGUGAGCGGCGCCGUGGCCAUUAACUGGAUGGUGAAGGCCCCUGGUGCGGAUGAGUGGAAGCUGGUUCUGUCGGCCACAGGCACAGAUCAGUUCUCGGGCGGCGCUUUGAAGCCAUCCAUGCGACUGACUGACCCCAACUUUCACCACACUGGGGUUUUCUCUCUCUUCCUCCUUGCCAAAGUGGAGAACAGGGGCCUCUACUCAUGCUUGAUAAAGAAACAGGGGGGGAAGCAAAAGGAACGGAAAAUCCUGCUAGCCAUCCUUAAAGUCGCCGUGGUCCCUGCUGCUCCCGUCCCCCAGCGCGGCGUCCUGCGAGAUCGAGAAGACGAACGAAGAGGAAGAGAGAAGAGGAAGAGACCAGGAGGCAGAGCGGCAAGGAGGACUGAGAGAGGCAAUGAACGGCGCGGAAAAGUGGCAAGGCCGGCGGUGCGGAGCGGCGACGGCGGCGUCUACGUGUGCGCCGUCCACCCCUGGGGCGGCGGCGGCGGCGGCAACGGCGGCGGCUCCCGCGCCUUCGACGUCAACGUGACCGUCGACGCUCACAAAGUGGCCUCAUUCACCGAUAUACCACAUGGCCGCGACGUCUCCGCCGCCCAGGCUCACACCCCGUUCCCCCUGACCUGUCCCUCUGUCCAGGGGGACUACGUGGUCCUGCGCUGGCGGCCCCCGGACCUCAGGAAGGACAGCGACAUGAGCGUGGUGCACCGCUACGACCGCUGGAGGGGCGUCGCCGCGCUGGAGGAGCGGAGCAAGAGGCUGCAGCUGGCCGGGCCGCCCCACAACGCCGACGCCGGGAGCUUCUCCUACCUGCUCACCCCCGACAUUAAAGAUGGCGGCUGCUACGUCUGCACCGUCUACCUCAACGACGUCACGUUCACGUUCGAGACCGUGCUCAGCGUGCUGAAAGUCAGAAUCAGACGUUUGCCGUCGGAGCUCGAGCUGCAGUGCCAGUACUCCGAGCGGGUCCAGGUCCGAGACGUCAGCUGGAAGCACCAGAAUAAGACUUGCCAAGUGCAGAGGCCAAUCAACCGCCCUGGCAGCGUCAUCACUUCUGUGUCCUUACCCAUCACCCGCGACACAGCUGGGAACUACACCUGCACCCUCACGUUGAUAAACCAGCGAACCGUCCAGGCAACACAAGUGGUCCCGCUGCCGUCUGAAGAGCUUGUCAGUGCCACCACCUCCUCCCUGCUCCCUUCUCUCUCUGCUUUAUUACUCCUGGUGCCCCUGGUUGCUGCCGGUGUGUUGCUAUGGAGACAGAAACACAUUUCUGAUCGUGGCGUUGAGCAGACUCUGUCUGUCCACUCGGGUGAAGCAGAGAACAUCUAUGAGAAUCCUGCAGACAUCAGACAGCAGGCUCCUCCCCAGGGCUCGGUCUACAUGGAUCUGAAGCCAAGAGGAGAGGAUGAUGUCUAUAAGGAACUGGAGCGAUUCGAGCAAUGUCACAACUGAUCACCUACCCACAUGUAAUCCUCAUGCAGCUGUCAAAGCCACUCAGUUUACAUCUGCAGCAGAAGCAUCCUGUAAACAAAAGCAACAACUAAAUGUCAGAGUUGAAGUUUCUAAAAACUGUUUAAAUAUGUUUCUCAAACGUGUGAAAUUUAAUAUCAUAUUUUCACAUUAACUGGUUUCAUGUCUUUUCUUUUCUGUGUUUUAUUUGUUUAUUUGCCCUUUAGUUCUAUGGAUUUGUAACUAAACAGUUUGGAAGAAGAGGUUUACAUUCAAAAAAAUGUUGAGAUAUGACACAAUAAUGUAAAGCAGUGCAUCCAAAAUUGAUUACAUGUACAUGUGUAUGACGUGUACCCUAAUAACUGAAAUAAAUUUUCAGAAUAAGCAAAAAA
Betta splendens (Siamese fighting fish) is the source of this 2250-nucleotide messenger RNA. It is a transcript of the gene g6fl, whose product is annotated as g6f-like. Gene Ontology annotation, molecular function: MHC class II protein binding; protein tyrosine kinase binding. The record is from RefSeq and is a predicted model, not a curated record. Gene Ontology annotation, biological process: T cell activation; interleukin-15-mediated signaling pathway; positive regulation of ERK1 and ERK2 cascade. NCBI's taxonomy places the organism in Eukaryota, Metazoa, Chordata, Actinopteri, Anabantiformes, Osphronemidae. Gene Ontology annotation, cellular component: membrane raft; external side of plasma membrane.